This is a messenger RNA of Silurus meridionalis, 1682 nucleotides long. Its product is annotated as syntaxin-11-like. Gene Ontology annotation, biological process: intracellular protein transport; exocytosis; synaptic vesicle fusion to presynaptic active zone membrane. Gene Ontology annotation, molecular function: SNARE binding; SNAP receptor activity. Lineage: Eukaryota; Metazoa; Chordata; Actinopteri; Siluriformes; Siluridae. Gene Ontology annotation, cellular component: SNARE complex; presynaptic active zone membrane; synaptic vesicle. The record is from RefSeq and is a predicted model, not a curated record.
UAAAAAGGUGCGGUGGCGCUCUGUCACGCGCGCUGAUGAGCGAGAGCCCUUCUGUACCUCACCAACAUGAAGCACCCUUGAUAUGGCAUCUGUAAGACGUGUUUCCAAAAAGGGUUAAUACUGCUGACGGAUCCGGCAAAUCACCAAGGUAUUGUGGAACAAAAUGUUUCAUGAAGCAGCCAUGAGGGACAGACUCAGUCACCUACAGGAACUUUCUGUGUCCACAAAUAAUCUGGAAGAGCAGGAAUAUGCAGAGUCAGUCUCGGACUCAUUUAGCAAUGUGGAACUGGAAGAAGAAUUCCAGCAGCAAGCCAUCAUUGACAACAAUGAGAUGGACGCUGUGUUUGAUGAAGCUCAAGAGAUAAGGCGUGAGGUUCAGCUCAUUCAAUUGGAUGUAAAGCGGCUCAGAGAGCAAAACACACGCCUCCUAAGUGAACCAACUCGAACCAGCACAAUAAAGCGAGACUCCAAUGCCAUUGCUGCUGAUAUCAAAACCCGUGGAGAGGAUUUGCUGAAAUGUCUUCGUAAGAUGGACUCUCAUGCCAAAGAGCUGGAAGAGGAGCAUGGUAUCAAUUCGGCGGUAGCCAGGAUUGCUCGAACGCAGUAUGCUGGCCUAAGUAACAGCUUCCGUGAUGUGAUGAUGGAAUACAACGAAGCAGAGAUGAACCACAAAGAAACGUGCAAAACGCAUAUCCAGAGGCAGAUGGAGAUUGUAGGGCGAGAGGUGACAGGUGAGGAGAUUGAGGAAAUGCUGGAGAAUGGGCAGUGGAACAUCUUCAAUGAUAACGUUUUGACAGAAGGAAAAACAGCACGAUCUGCACUCAACCAGAUUGAAAGCCGACACCGUGACUUACUGGAGUUGGAGAACCGACUCAAGAGUGUCCAUGAGGUGUUCCUGGAUGUGGCCAUGCUUGUGGAAGAACAAGGGCCCAUGAUAGACUACAUAUUCACCAAUGUUCAGAAAACAGAUGCUAAACUCGAAGAAGUCCUAAUUCGACUUGAAAAAGCAAAGAGACAUGAUCAAAACAAUCCCUUCAAGAAAAUGUUCUGUAGCUGCUUUCCAUGCUAUAAGUAAUUUCUAUGGGCAAAAUAAUCUGCCCUUCGAUUAUAUGGAUGUUCAUGUACAGAAUGAAAUGUCUUUUCAGUUUGUUUUUAACAAUUUCUAUUUGGCUAAACUAAAAAAUUACAGGUAGUCUUCAUAUAGAUAUAAAAAAAAAACAUAAUAUAAGAUAACAGUUUACACAGAGAUUUGAUUUUUUGCUCAACUUUGUUAAAACAACAGACAAAAUGCUAUUUAGGUGGCAUGUGUGUGUAGCUGAUGUUUAAAUUGCACAAGUGCACAUAAUGAAGUAUAAGGCUAUAUAUGUACUAUAAAAUAUUAAAUAGCCUCAUGACAUUCAAUCCUAGCCUUAUUUCUUUAGAAACUGCACCUUUCAGUGAUAUAAGUUAUAGUCAGACAUAGUAAAUGAAGUUACAUUUGUUUAGGUAUUUGCAAGAAAAUAUAAAUUAUAAUGUUUCCAAUGUUUAUUACUCUUAUGUAAUUGUAACAUGGAAAUGGAUUAAACAGUUAAUACACUGUACAAUAUAAGACAAUAUAAGAAUAUCUAUGUUCAAACAUUGAGAGAUAAAGUACCAUAAAUUUUAAAUGAGUGUUUCAGAGCUUCUUGUAACUUUUCAUUAAA